Molecule: messenger RNA, 1377 nt
Organism: Punica granatum (pomegranate)
Lineage: Eukaryota; Viridiplantae; Streptophyta; Magnoliopsida; Myrtales; Lythraceae
Source: RefSeq, a predicted model, not a curated record
AGCAUUCAUACCAGAAGUCUCUCCGGUGACUGAGAUUAGAUCCCCGGAAUACUGCUGUGCCCUCUUCCCUCUCUGUCUCUACCCUGCCGCCAUGGACGACCUUCCUCUCCAGAAGAUAGCAAUAUCGGGCCCCACGCUGGCUUCCCUGAUCCAACGGGUCUCCUCCUCUCUGGCCGACGCGGAUGGCCUCCUUUUCGGUCACUUUUCCCUAGUUACCCCUUCCACCCUCUCGGACGACUCCUCCGCCGAUCCUGCAGCCUCCACUCUAGUGGCCACCAUCACCAGCUUCAUCUGUUCAGGCGCCCCGCACUCCUCCUUCGACACGCUGGCCCGAGUAAGCUCGGGCCACCACAUUCCCCGCGGCACCCAUCUCAUCGGCUGGUUCUCUGGCCGCCGCAAGUCUCGGCUCCAGCCGUCUAUGCGCGACUUCGCCGUCUCGGCGUCUCUCUCCGCUGACCCCAAGCUUUCCUUUCCCGUCGUCAGCUCCACCUCCAGUCGCUUCUCUCCCCGCGUCUUCCUCCUCUUCUCCACACCUCCGGCGACGCCGGAGACCGCCACCAUCCACACGCACGAGUACAGGGCCUACCACUUCUCUCCAGCCACGGAAACUUUCGAGCCGAAAUCGGUGAGCGUGGUCAACAUCGGGCCUGGAUUCCGAGGGCAUUAUGGCAACUUCAGCCCUAAUUCGCCAUUCCCGCUGCUGGCUUGCGAGCUGAGGGGAUCUUCGAUGAUGCAAGAGGAUAUAGAGGAGGAGAGAUUGAGUGUGAUGAUGCAGGCCACUAAGGACAAGAAGGAGCUGGACUUGAUGGUCGAGGGUUUCGAGAUCGGGAGUCUGCGACGGCUGAUGGGACCAGAGGCCACUGCUUACACGGCGGGAUUGGAGGAAAUGUACGAGAAAAUGCUGACAAAGAUUAGCAGCUUGGCCAGGCUAGUGGAGAAGAGCUCCGCUAGGGUUCUUGAGCUGGAAAAUCACAAUUCCAAGAUAAGGGCCGACAUUGCUGGGAUCAAGAGGGCAGCUGAUGCUUAGCACAUCAGUGGUAUAGUGAAUAUCAAUUACCCACUUGGACCUUCGGUAUACCAUCAAGGAUGGGAGGCAAAAGAGAUCACCUUCACUGCGAUGCUGAAUGUGCAAUCAGAACGCCCAAUAAUCAAUGUGGGGUUUGAUAAUCUAAUUGAUGAAAUGAGAUGGAUUAUGGAACCGUCUAUUCUGCCAGUUCAGUUCGAGAGCAAAUGAGAAGGCUUUUGUUCACUUGUAUUGAGAUACUCAAUUUGGUAUUGUAGUGGCAAUAGAUUGGAAGAGAAUGUACAUAAUUCAUCUCUAUUGAAGCACUGUUGUUUUGUCCAAUGUGCAGUUCUAAAGAACUACACAUUUGAAUA